This is a messenger RNA of Cottoperca gobio, 5979 nucleotides long. It is a transcript of the gene sack1ha, whose product is annotated as family with sequence similarity 83 member Ha. Gene Ontology annotation, molecular function: keratin filament binding; protein kinase binding. The record is from RefSeq and is a predicted model, not a curated record. Lineage: Eukaryota; Metazoa; Chordata; Actinopteri; Perciformes; Bovichtidae. Gene Ontology annotation, biological process: intermediate filament cytoskeleton organization; positive regulation of cell migration; protein localization to cytoskeleton. Gene Ontology annotation, cellular component: keratin filament.
UUCUUGUUUUCAUAUCUGGUGAAACUGAAACCGAUGUGUGGCGUGAAAAUUAUUCAUACAGUAAAUUCAUCACAUGACUCCUUUUGCCCUCGCCCUGUCUUCAGACUACAGUAUGGCACGUCGCUCUCAGUGUUCCUCGGUUGGGGAUAAUCCCCUGGACCCCAACUACCUGCCCCCUCACUAUCGGGAAGAGUACCGCUUGGCUAUUGACGCACUGAUUGAGGAGGACUUGGAGGGAUACUAUCAGUUCCUCCGAAAAUCAGAUGUGGUGGACUUCCUGUCCUCACCUGAGAUUGAGUAUAUUCAGGGCUCUGUUCAGGUCCCUCAGCAGAGCAACAACCCCGAACAAUAUUUUCCAGAGGCUGGAGGAGAUGGCUCCUCGGACACUUACUGGCCAAUUCACUCUGACCUGGACGCCCCUGGUUUGGACCUGGGCUGGCCUCAGCUGCACCACUUCAUUGGGCCCACAGAGGUCACCACUCUGGUCAACCCCCCUGAGCCUGACAUGCCGAGUAUCAAGGAGCAGGCCCGACGACUUAUCAAGAAUGCUCGGCAGGUGAUUGCUAUAGUGAUGGACAUGUUUACUGAUGUUGACCUGUUUGCGGAUAUUCUCGAUGCUACCACGAGGAAUGUUGCCGUCUACGUCAUUCUAGACAAGCAGAAUGCACAUCACUUCGUCAACAUGGUGUCCAACUGCAGAGUCAAUCUACAGAGCAUUCAACUUUUACGUGUGAGAACAGUUUCUGGCAACACGUACCACUGCCGCUCAGGAAAUUCCUUCAAAGGUCAGAUGAUGGAUCGCUUCUUGUUGACAGACUGCAGGGCUGUGCUGAGUGGAAACUACAGCUUCAUGUGGUCUUAUGAGAAGCUCCACCGCUGUAUGGCACACCUUUUUCUUGGACAGCUUGUAUCGACCUUUGAUGAAGAGUUUCGGAUUCUGUUUGCUCAGUCCAAACCACUGAUGAUUGAAGAUUUCACUCCAAUGGAGGAGUUAAGCAUUUUACAAAAGAGGCCAUAUCCAAGUGAAAGAACAAUGUAUAGAGAGCCAAAUAAAUUUCAGUCACUGGACACUGCUCAUCCAGAGGAAGGGCCGAGACAUUCCUAUGAUAAACGCAUGGAUAUGGAUUGGAGAAUGAUGGCCCUUAAAAAGCAGGAAUCCUUGCACGGCCCUGCAGAUAUGCACAGUAGAUUUACACCCCAGCAAUCUCGCAUGGAUCCAUCUUUUGAUCAGGACCCCUCCUUCAAACGUCACAGUUAUGAUGAAGGCGCUCAUGGUAGAUUCUCUUACCCAUUCCUGCCGCAACAGGGUAUGCCAGAGCCUGAGAACCAGGGAAGGCAGUUCCACAGGGGGCAGCAGCCUGGACCAGGACCAGGAAGAGACGCAGAUAACAGUGGCUAUGACAAGUUCUGGAACCAAGACUUUUAUUCAGCAGAUCAGUAUUCUGAACCUGGUUUAACACAAGAGAUGGAACCAUCUGUUAACUUUGACCCUGUGCUCAACUAUUUAUCAUCUACCAGAAAUGAAGACUUUGACCAGGGCUCAGAGAAAUUACUACCCGCAGCAGAUUUACCGUUUGGUUCAUCUCACCCUAGAAGAUCGAGUUUAGGCCAGUUACCUGCCUAUCAAACUUCUCCCGCCCCCACUGAUCAGAAGCAGUCUUUCCAGAAACCUAACCCUGACCGCAAGGAUCCUUCAGUGAAACGGGGGCUAAGAAACUGGAGGAUUAGUUCAUACCUCAGUGCAUAUGAUGAUCCAGGAGAGGAAGGCCUGCCAUCGGCACCACCUAAUGCACAGGAUCCUUUUGAAGAGCCCUCUAACCCCAUACAGCAAACACCAGGCAUAGAUUUAUUAGUUCCUAAAAUCCCUAAUGCCAGAGAAUUUAGGAUUCCUGCAAUACCCAGGGCAAGUCAGAUGCCAAGUUAUGUCACUGCACGAGAACAUCCAAAGAAAUUGCCUGAUGAACAUACUGCAGUAGCAACAGAAGAAAAAACAACACCAACACCUUCAGAAUCAUCAUCCACAACGGAAGUGGAGAAGAUAGAGGAGGCAGGUCAAAAAGAACCAAAAACCUCUGGUCUUCAAAGGGAGGAGUCGUUCCGCAGGAAACACAAUGCAGCAAUACCAAGGAGCUCUAGGUUAAGAUCCUCUCUGAUAUUCAGCUCUCUGGACAAGCAGCAUACUUCUCAAGAUACCAAAACUGCUCCAGGCCAACAGGAUGAGAAAGGUGACAAAAAUGAGGCAGAACCAACAAAACUACCUUAUGUUUCUCAGGUUUUGGGACAAAGGAGGUCUACUGCAAGAGAACCUUUUGAAUGGAGUCGUUACAUGAAGUCAGCCACCUUUGAUAAUGCUGCCACAGACCCAUCCAAACCAGAUGAUAAAGAUUCACCAAAGGAUGAAAAUUCAAAGGAUCUUUCAGAGGUACAAAAACCGCCAGAUAUAAAGCAGGCAGAUUCUUCACCAUCAAUGUCCCGAUCCAAGGCUUCUGAAGUUGAGUUGCCCAAAACUGAUCUAGCAGGAAUGCCAACCAAAUCUUUUCUCACCACUCCAUUCAGUGUAGAUAUGUGUGAUCCUGAUCAGAGGUUCGUUUUUUUCAAAGAAUUGGCAGCAAAACGCAAAGCCGCUAAGGCUGCAGAAGCUGAAAAGAGCAAAGGAAAGGCUGAAUUAAAAAACAAUACUACUGUUAAAAAGGAGGAGCCUGUUCCAAAAGAAACAUCAGAAAAGAUGGCUGAUGCUUCAACGUCUAAGGGUUUAUUGAAAAAAAAUGCAACUGCAGAGGAUGCAGGGAAAACAGUAUCCACAGAAGCACUAGAUGCCUCUAAAAGCUGUAAACAAGAACAAGCCGGAGCUUCAACUGAUUCAGAGAAGAUAGAGCUAAAGAACAGCCAAUCAGUGGCAACUCUGCCUGUUUCUGCAGAAACAGCAGCACCUCUGAGCAAACCACCAGAAGAGCCAAAGCUGUCAAAUCCUGAUGUAAAGACAAGUAGCCGCAGUCAUCCACCUACACCAACAAAUGCUACUCCUGCUAUUGUUCCUUCCCUUGCACAAGGUACUGAUAAAGUGAGCCCAUGUCUUCAUUCGGCCUCAAAGGAGUCUAGUUCCCUCACUCCCAGUUCGGUGAAGGUGCCACCAUCUUCUGAAUUAGCUGCAUUGGAUUCUAACAUCACAAAUCCGGAAUCAGUUCAGUUUGAAACAAGCGUCUCUUCUAACCCAUCGGGCCAAAGCUCUUCCUCUGAUCAUAUUCUGGCAGAUUCUGGUUCACAUAUCAGUCCAUGUCCUUUACCCACUAGCUGUGCUCUUCUUUCCACUUCAGCAGAAUCCAUACCUUCUAGUGUUACCCCAGAAGACUUGAGCUCAACUCUAACUUCCAGCAUAUUGUCCCCAAAUGCACAGGAAUCUGUCAGCCCCCCUCCACCAGAACCCUCCCCAUUGAUGUCAUCCAAAACCCUAUCAGUAGUCGAUUCUACACAUUUGGAAUCUGAUACUUCUCAUGACACACGUGCUGCUGGUUCAGAGCCAAACACGUCCUCAUUACAGUCCCACACAAAGACAGACUCUGAAGAAUCUUGUGCUCCUACACCUUCAGAAAAAGAUGUUCCUGAAUCAGAAAACAAUUCUGUUCCUAAAGGUGUUGGAAAGGAAUCUGAGGUUCUUGGAUCAUCAAAGGAUUUCAAAGCUGAUAGCACACCUCCUAGCCUCAGCCCUUCAUUGCUUGAAUCAUGUUUACCUAAUGUGUCUGAUCUGGAAAGUAAAUCCAAAUUGGCUCAAAAUCAGACUAUUACUGCUACCCCCUCCCCAGCAGAACCUCAACCCAAGCAUUCUCCAGCAGAAACAAGCUCUCCUGUCCACCCACACUUUACUCCUAAUGCUUCCCAGUCAGAGAGAGAAGCUUCCCCUCCCUCCGAACUUAACCUCACAGGAUCUGUCACUCCCACUCCUCCUGAAAGAGUAUCAUGUUCUUCUCCUCUAAUGGAGUCCGUUGGGUCAGUUUUGUCCCCCGAGGCUGAAAAAACAUUAGCAAAGGGUGUUGGAGAGGAAUCUGAAGACAUUGUAUCAUCAAAGGAUGUCAAAGCUGAUAGCACACUUCCUAGCCUUAGUCCUUCAUUGCCUGAGUCAUGUCUACCUAAUGUGUCUGAUCUGGAAAGCCAUCCUACAGAGCCACCUGUACAUGCUGAAGACAGUAAUGUGGACAGUCAGAAUGGAGUAAGCAAGGAGCCUGACAUGCCUGACCCUGUUAAGAAAGAAACUGAUGAUACCGAGGCCGCAAAUAAGGUUAAUAAAACCACUUCACAGGAGACGGUUUGCGAUGAGAAAGAAAAUGAAAAAGUAAAACAAAAUAACUGCUCCGAACCGCCAGAGAUCACAUCAGAUGAAGUCGUUCCUCCGUCACCACAGUCCAAGCAGCCAAAAUCAGGCCAGUCCCGCUACCAAACAUCAACAGCCAACGUGCUCUCGAGCAGCAACCUCAGAGACGAUACAAAGCUGCUUCUAGAGCAGAUUUCUGCUAAUAGCCAAAGCAGAAACGAGGCUGCCAAAGAGUCUCCUGUGACCGAUGACGAGAAAGAAGACGAGGCUGACAAAAAUGCCAAAAGGGAGAAAGAAAUAGGGAUGAGGUCUCUUAGCAGAGGGCAACCUAAGACACAUCAGGAGCGUGACAAGCUGUUGGAGAAGAUUCAGCAUAUGAGGAAGGAGAGGAAAGUUUACAGCCGAUUUGAGUUAUAAAUAAAGUUAACACCAUCACCACCACUAUUGCCCAUUUAAAUGUGUGUUGUGUUGCCCCUGUCAUUUUCUGUCUCCAUUAUUUUCACAGAUGGCACCUUAAAUGGGAUCCAAAGACAUUUGAGAGAAUAAACAGCACAUACAAUGCGUUUAGAAAGAAAGCAAAGACGAUUAAAAGCUGAAAUGAUGACUAAGACAUUUUCUAACCAAAGACAUGUCGACAUUCUCUGCAAACGAGGCACAUUAUACGAAGAGGCAGGGGACCAACUACAAACUGGAUGUUCCAAUUAUAUGUGCCAUGACCAACAGAGGGCUUCUUCCUGAGACUACAUGUGUGUGUGAUCUGAUGAUGAUGAAUGAUAUGUUUUACUGACUGCAUGGGUAAAGUGCAAUGUUUGCAACAGGAUGUUUCUGUUAUGACAUCUGUCCUUGCUUUUCAGCACUGACAGCUAUAGAUGUUAGCUGGUUUUAAGAAAACAUGUGAUGUAAAAGUGUAAUAGAUCAUCUUAAGUAGUCAGAGUUUGUAAAACUGUAAUAUACUGUAGUUGAUAUUGUACUAUUUCACAACCAUGUUAAACAAAGAUUCUGAUUAUUGCAUGUGUUUUUGAAACAAGUGAAUAUAUAAAUUCAUAUCCAUGCACGACUGUUGCUGUUCUGGUGUAAAUACAUUUUAGCUUUAGUGUUUGUAAUCUGAAUCAAACAUGGAAUUGAAAAAUUAUGAACAAACCUGAGAUUGAAACAGAAUUGCAUCUUAAACAUGAUGUGCCUACAAUAUGAAUGUGUACAUCAUUGCACAUCAUACCGUGUAUACAUUAUUUACUAUCCAACAUUAUCAAGUAGGAGUCAUUAAGGUAAAUAUCAAUCUUCCAAGUUGCACCUUGUUGCCAUAAAUGGUGAGUUCACCUAAAUGACCUGAAUCAUCCAAAUGAUUUUUGUUUUGAUGGUUUGUGACGAACAAACACAAGAAAAUAAUUUGUUGCUUUUUAAAUGCUUAAAUGUAAUUGUUGGCCAUUUAAAUUCAAAGCUACCAGCAUGGCAAGAUUCCACUAGGGCUAAGGGACUCUGGGUUAUUUUUUGUACUUUUCUUGAACCAACCCUUACAUUGUCUCUGAGAAUGUUCUUUUUUCAAUAAAAACUUUUCAUGUACACUGAAACAAGAUAUAUUGAAAUUGCAAAGACUUUACAUCUGAAAUGAUGGAUUUAUAAAUCCUGUCUUCAGCAACGUUUGCCAUUUGUAAAUAAAAUCUUGUUCAAAUGUG